Molecule: messenger RNA, 357 nt
Organism: Sphenostylis stenocarpa
Lineage: Eukaryota; Viridiplantae; Streptophyta; Magnoliopsida; Fabales; Fabaceae
Source: the annotation of a GenBank genome assembly
AUGCUCCAAAACGCAAAACUCCAUGCUCUCAAAAACCCUAGGUUGCUUCAAAUACAGCAUUCUCUUCCCCCCAAAUUCAUCGACAUUCCCUCCCCAUUCCACCGCUUCUUCCUCCUGCUCCACCGCCACGAACCACCACCGCCCCCGCCAUCGCCCGCACACUCCCUCCGAUCACAACUCAACCUCACCGCAAAGAAUCGCCACCGCGCAGAUCGAAAUCUCAGAAACUACGAAUUGCGUGAUUUUAUAGCUACGAAGCCGAACUCGCAGAGAAAAAGCACUCAUUCAGUUCUAUCUCUUUUGGUGAGAACAUUGGACAAGUACCUCAAAAAACUUUUAUGUGAAGCAAUUCCUUGA